This is a messenger RNA of Branchiostoma floridae (Florida lancelet), 3694 nucleotides long. RefSeq names its product E3 ubiquitin-protein ligase ZNF598-like. Gene Ontology annotation, biological process: protein ubiquitination; rescue of stalled cytosolic ribosome. The coding region runs from base 172 to 3105 and encodes 977 amino acids. NCBI's taxonomy places the organism in Eukaryota, Metazoa, Chordata, Leptocardii, Amphioxiformes, Branchiostomatidae. Gene Ontology annotation, molecular function: ribosome binding; ubiquitin protein ligase activity. The record is from RefSeq and is a predicted model, not a curated record. The transcript has 8 exons.
AAUACCGUAAAACAGCAAAGCGCAUGCGUGUAAUGGUAAGAGGGCAAAGUUCAUGUGAGUCAUCAGCCGAAGAAAAUUUUUAACGUACCGUGUUUCUCCGUCUUGCGUAACUUUUAUAGCCUUUAUAAUCAUUCUUAGCUUUUAUUCGGGACAAUUAGACUUGAAGAAAGGAUGGAAGGUGAACGUGAAAGCGGAAAGAAGCCGACCGAGCGCUCCAGGAAGGAAAGCGAGCGGGCCUGCGUGUUGUGUUGCGGGGAACCCGAGAUCUUGGCGGUUGGAGAGUGCGACCAUCCCGUCUGCUGGAAGUGUUCCACCCGUAUGAGGGUGCUCUGUCAGCAAAACUACUGCGCCGUAUGUAGAAAAGACCUAGACAAGGUGGUAUUCACCAGUAGGAGACAGACAUUCUCUUCUAUUUCAACGGAACACCUGCGUUUGGAAAGGAAACACGGAAUUUACUUUGCUGAAAAUGUCACACAGAAACGAUACAGAGAACUGUUGGAGCACAAGUGUACUGAUUGUCCGGAGAAGCCGACUUUCCGCACGUUCCCUCAGCUGUCCAAACACAUGCGGAAGGAGCAUGAGCUGUUCUACUGCGAUCUCUGCACUGAACACCUGCAGAUCUUUUCCUGGGAGCGUAAGACCUACAACAGGAAGGAGCUGGCUGAGCAUCGCCGGAUCGGAGAUAAGAACGACAAGUCGUACCGCGGCCACCCUCUGUGCGAGUUUUGUGAUGAGCGUUACGUGGACAACGACAGCCUUCUAAGACAUCUGCGUACGGACCACUACUACUGUCACGUGUGUGAUACUGCCGGGAGUAACCAGUAUUACAGUGACUAUGACGUGCUUCGUAACCACUUCCGUGAUGCCCACUUCCUGUGUGAGGAGGACGACUGUCGUGAGGAGAAGUUCACGUCAGUGUUCCCCACGGACAUCGACCUGAAGGCUCACCAGGCGGCCGUGCACCUGAAGAAGCUGAGUAAGGCGCAGGCUCGCCAGGCCAGACAGCUGGACAUGAACUUCCAGCUGGUCCCUCGCCAGAGUGGCUAUACAGGAAGGGGACGAGGAAGUGUGAGUAGAGAAGACUACGAUGAUGUGAGUUCUAACCAGCAUCCUGGCAGGAGAAACAGGAGAGGACAGGGAGCAGCACAAGAAAGGGAGCAGGCAGACCAAAGGGAAAAGGCAAUGCUUGCCGCAGCCAUGAAGGCCUCUCUGCAAUACGAGUCCGCAAACCGCAAGGAAGAACAGGAGGAGGAACGCUCUGCCGCCCCAGCCGCUAAACCAGAUGACUUUCCGUCUCUUGGAGAAGCGGCAACCAAUCAGGGUUUACUCUUUGACAAACCGGAAGAUUUUCCGUCGCUCAAGGCAGUGGCUAGCAGUCUAACUUCACAGCAGGCCAACCAAAGUGCUGCAGCAUCUACACAGCAGAGCAUGGCCAUGAGGGUGGGCCACAACUUUAAAAGGUCUGUGAAAAAUGGGACUUUGAAUGAGGAGGAUUUCCCUCAGCUUGGUGCUAACCAGAAGAAGGCAAAUCCUGUCGCUCCACUAGCAGGGAGGUGGAUGGGGUCGGAGCCAACCCCGGGGGUGUCGGCCAGCCAAAGACUCUCCCAGGACUUCCCACCUCUGCAGACCCUCAAAAAACAAAGCAAACCUGUCCGGGCACCUUUGCCUGAAAAACGACCACCCUCAGGAAACGUGAACCAGAUUAAAAGUAAACCGGCCCCGAAACAGUUCCCUCAAGAAGAGGAGUACCCAGCCUUAGCAGCAAACUACGUUCCGUGGAGCAAAGUACAGGUAGUGCCAACGCAAGACAAGGAGAAUAGGCGCACUGUUUCUCAGGCACCACCAACGCAAGACGACUUUCCCGCACUAGCUCCCUCAAAAACCACUUCACAGUGGACAAAGAAGCAGGCACAACCUAAAACACGAGGUGGCUCAAAGUGGUCUUCUUUAGCUACGGAAGAAUCAGUAAAUAAAAGUAAAGGUUCAGUACCACAAGAAGGACAAAAAGCUGAAAAGAAGGUAUCAGAAGGGACUGCUAAGAAAAAGAAGAAGAAGAGAAAGAAAAAUAAAGGUGGAGGAAGUGGAGAGGAAGAUGAGAAGGGAAAGAUAGAAAGCAUGAAUGAAGAUUCAAAGGGUUUGAAACAAGACCCUGCUGCUACUUUGGUGGCAGAAGAUGGGGAUAGCCAGAAGAACCACUCCACAGAGCCAGCUAAAAUUAACUGCACAGAGCCAACCUCUCAACCAUCUGAAGACAAUGCCCAAAAAGGAGACAUUAACAACAUUCAAGGAGGGAAUGGUAAGGAAUUUGAUGCACCAUCUUUUAGUGAUGCGCCAUCCUUCAGUGAUGUGGACUUUCCCAGUCUUGGCUCUGACAUCUCAAGUGCCUACUUCUCCACAAAGCUACCUGAACAAACCACGCCAGUCUACCGUGGUUUAGGGAAAACACCUUCCCAAGGUGCGGGGCCUCCUCCGGGUCUGUCUCAGCUUGCCGACUCGCUUGUACAGGUGCAAGUUCCAGCUUCGUCCAUCACAAAAGUUCCCCCUGGGUUCCAGCCGUACACUAGUCCGGAGCCCCUUGCCCCUUCUUCCCUCCCCAUCCCACCUGUGGAUCCUGGACCGUAUAUCCAGCCUGACAACUUCCAACAACGCAACCAACAGCUUAUGUCCUCGAUCAUGGAGUGUCUGAGAGACAACAAUCAAAUCGGGCAGUUCAAGGACUUUUCCAGAAAGUUUCGCCAAGGGACGCUGCCGGCAUCCGAAUACUACACGACCUGCUGCAAACUGUUCCAAAAGAGUUUCUCCACGAUCUUCGUCGAACUUCUCGUCUUGCUUCCAGACGCGCACAAACAGCAAGAACUGUGGCAGGCGGUCACGGCGAGCGGCAGGCAGGGUGGUUGCGACAUCAGUUCGCAGUGCUUGUCAUGUCCCACUUGUCUUCAGAUAGUCAAGAACAGUGACUUCAGUACACACACUCAGAAACAUAGCCUGGACAAUGACUUCCCUGCCCUGUCAUCUGUUCUACCUCCUCCAGGGCUGAUUCAGGACUUCCCAUCAUUGGGAGAACCGUUUGGCGCAAAGAAAACGUCAGCAUGGAAGAAGAUGUAACUGUCUUUCCCUCUGUAAACCAUAAUAAUGAAAUAAUUGGGCUAUUUGUCAACUGAAAAUAAUGAAGUUAGACUGCUAGAAAAAGAGCAAUAUGAGGCUGUAUUGUACAUUCAAUGUAUACUUUACUAGUAUAUCAACCCAGCUGUUCUGCAUAAUAGAAAUGUUAAAGAUAUUUAAUGCCUUUACUUUAGUAAUGGAGUUUUGACUAGCUACUGCAAAUUAUCUUUAGAAAGAGUGGCAAGUUUGUUUCACAUUUUCUGUGAAAACCUUACAUUAUUACCUUUUGUGGAGAUAAAAAUAGUUAAAAUGUUAUGUUAAUGUCAAACACCUUUAUAUGGAACUUGUUUAGUUAUUGGUAUGAGUUGGCCCAGAUGAGUGUUCCUGCUAUUGCACGAAUAAAAAUACAAAUAACAGCAAAUUCAAGACAAGUGCAAAUACGGUGACUGAAAGUGAGGGAAAAACAAAAUACUGCUAAUUUACAGUUAAGCUUAAAGCAUACACUCUGCAUACUUGUGUUUGAAGAAAAGCCCUUGUGUGAUAAUAACUUAGUCAUCUUCUGGUCAGCUGAACAAUGUCAAUAGGAUUAUUG